GCGGUUUUUUCGUAAAAUUGGGUGAAAAGAAGCUCGUUUAGAUCUUAUAUAGCUUGACAGCCAAAGACAUGUCUGUCGUAAUUGAGACUACAGUUGGCGACAUUACUGUUGACUUGUAUCUGAAGGAAAGACCCAACACAUGUUUAAACUUCUUGAAGUUGUGCAAAAUCAAAUAUUACAACAUGUGCUUGUUCCACAAAGUGGAAAGGAAUUUUAUUGCUCAGUCUGGUGAUCCUACUGGGACAGGAAGAGGAGGCGGCUCUAUCUUUUCUCAUUUAUAUGGUGAUCAGGCUACCUACUUCGACAUUGAAAAGAAACCGCGACUUAAACAUGAAAAACGUGGAACUCUAUCCAUGGUAAAUAAUGGAAACAGCAUGAUUGGGUCACAGUUUUUCAUCACGCUAGGCGAAAACUUGACAUAUUUAGAUGAUGACCAUUCUGUGUUUGGCGAAGUAGCUGAAGGGUUUGAUAUCCUGUUGAAACUGAACGAAGCCAUAUGUGAUGACAGCAAUCGCCCCUAUCAGGAUAUUCGUAUCACUCAUACUGUUGUGCUUCACGAUCCUUUCGAUGACCCAACCGAUUUAGUUAUUCCUGAUGCUUCUCCCGAACCAACAAAAGAACAGCUGGAAUCGAAUUACAUUGGUGCCAAUGAAGAAAUCGACGACACGAAGGGUAAGAGCAUGGAAGAGAUUGAAGAGAAGAUCAAAGAGAGCGAAGCAAAAGCUAGAGCUACUAUUCUGGAAAUGGUUGGUGAUUUACCUGACGCAGAUGUCAAGCCACCUGAAAAUGUGUUGUUUGUCUGUAAGCUGAACCCAGUCACGACAUCGGAAGAUCUGGAAGUGAUAUUUUCUCGUUUCGGUCAAAUUCUGAGUUGCGAAGUCAUAAAAGACAAGAAAUCUGGGGAAUCCCUGCAGUAUGCCUUCAUUGAAUUUGAAAAGGAGGAGGACUGUGAAAAUGCUUAUUUCAAAAUGGAUAACGUGCUGAUUGAUGACAGGAGAAUUCACGUCGAUUUCAGUCAGUCUGUUUCUAAACUGAACUGGGAAGCGGGUGCUAAAUUUAACAAAUCAAGAUCUGGGAGGUCUGAAAAUCUUGUCAUAAAGAGUCAGACUAAGAAACCAGAUGGAUACGAUAUGGUGUUCGAUAUCGAUAAUGAUGAGGUGGAGCCUUCACGUGAAAAAAGGGGGAAGAAACGCAAAUCUACAUCACCUGAUGGUUCAGCCAGAAAGUCUUCAAAUUACUACAAAGACAAAACACAGUCGAAACAUCGUAAUAGAUCCCGGUCUCCAAUUCCUAAAGAUCGACAAUCAUACAAGCAAUCAAAAUUUAGAUCCAUCAGUCCUGAAUAUCCUGAGCGUAGGAGAGAGAGAUCAUCUGAAAAGAAUUAUUCUGAAAACAGAAGAGAAAAAUCUGGAAAAUAUUACUCUAGCAAUCAAGGACAAAGGAGAGAAAGAUCUCCGGACAGAAAUUAUUCAAGGCUUCCACAAAGAGAAAGAUCUGCGGAGAGAAAGUAUCCUGAAGAUUCGGAGAGAACAAGGCAAAAGUCGUCUGAGAAAUAUUAUUCUAGAACUUCCGAAAAAAGAAAUGAGCGAUAUGCAGAGCGGAAUUAUUCCAGGUCACCAGACAAAUCGAAGAAAUCUUUAGACAAACAUCGUGAAUUUUCCGAUCGAAGAAGAGACAAAACAAAGUACAGUUAUGACAAUAGAUCCAGGUCGAGAUCUCCUCAUCCUAGGAGGAGAAAUUCUGUUUCAAGGAAAGAAAAACGUGAAGACUCGAGGACUUCGAAACAUUCUUCUAAAGCUGUUGAUCGAAGUGACUAUAAUUAUUCUAAGCAUUCUCGUAAAGAACGCAAACAUAGAGACAGGUCACCGAGUUAAUAAAGAUUAUCUUUAUAA
This is a messenger RNA of Uloborus diversus, 1892 nucleotides long. RefSeq names its product peptidyl-prolyl cis-trans isomerase-like 4. The transcript is spliced from 2 exons. NCBI's taxonomy places the organism in Eukaryota, Metazoa, Arthropoda, Arachnida, Araneae, Uloboridae. Gene Ontology annotation, molecular function: peptidyl-prolyl cis-trans isomerase activity; RNA binding. Gene Ontology annotation, biological process: protein peptidyl-prolyl isomerization. Gene Ontology annotation, cellular component: nucleus. The record is from RefSeq and is a predicted model, not a curated record. The coding region runs from base 69 to 1874 and encodes 601 amino acids.